AGGAAAUGUUAUGAAGAACCCAUUUCUAUGAAGCUAGCGAUCAUUAGGAAAACCUUUCGGAGGUAGGGGUCAUAAAUAAAAUUAGGGGAACUAAAUUGAAAUAGUGUAAACAUUUAAAACCCCGGUUCAAUAGCUCAAAUCCCUAAAACCUCAAAACCAAAUCUAUUUCACGGGUUUAUUUGGCGGUUCGUCGCUUCUCGGGUUUCAUCGUCUUUUAAAUAUUCACUCCAAGUUGUUGUACAUAUUACUUGACAUCAGAAACCCAAAAACCUCAUUCUCCACCAGCCCGGAUCACAGUCACUGGCGGAGCACCUGGAAAGAUGCCACACAGAACCCGACCAAUGACAGCUCUUUUGGUGUUCACAGGACUCAAUGCCAUUUUGUUCACUACUAUUUCUCCUGUUUAUGAUUUCGUUUGCUUCCUCCCUUACUGGGAAAGACGGCGAGAACGCCACCGUCAAGAACGCGAAGCUUCUCGACUAGCUAAAGGUUUUGGAUCAGGAUAGAGGAAUCAGACCUCUUGAUAGUAUGUUUUCUAAAUAAUAAUUUACUGUUAGUGCUACACAUGCAAAGACUCUGAAUAAACUUGUGUAUGCAAACUUCUUUCAUUUUGUCAUUUACAUGAAAGUGAUUGGAAAUGGAAUCAAACUUUGACAGAAAUACUGGAAAAUGGAUGAUCAACAAGUCAUUUCACUCAA
This is a messenger RNA of Mangifera indica (mango), 698 nucleotides long. RefSeq lists its product as uncharacterized. Bases 321 to 506 code for a protein of 61 amino acids. The record is from RefSeq and is a predicted model, not a curated record. Lineage: Eukaryota; Viridiplantae; Streptophyta; Magnoliopsida; Sapindales; Anacardiaceae. The transcript has 3 exons.